AUUUACUUAACAUGCUAAAAUUGCAAACACGAAUAUAGAUCAAGAGACAUGGAACCAUCAUCAAGUUAAUGCACUAACUUUUUAAAGGGGCAAUUAGGGGUAUUACGUUCGGUGGCAAUCAGUUACCCAGCUUAUUGUCUGAACCUCAUAUCUCUACGGCAUCGAUUCAAACGUGAACUUUAAUACAGGGUAGUGAAAGUCUAUUUUAUAACCGACGUCUCAGGAGAUACGAGGUUGGUAGUUUGAGUGGUCGAUUUACAACGGAAGGUACGGUGAACGCGUCAUAAACGUGACAUCGUAUCGGGAAGUCGGUAGCCGGCGCUCAUGGCCUAUUGUUUCGAUGUCCUCCGACUUAAGCACGCACUAUCAAUUUUUCGGCUCACCCAUUCCUCCUGGGACGGUAGCGGCAAUAACUGCUCACUCCUUACCAGUUAAUGAAUUUUCAAAAUUACACACAUAUGUCAGCCGCAUAAAUUCGAACUAGGUUUUACCUGAAGUGUUGUCUGAAUUCUUUUAAUUGAAGUUCGUGUUAAGAUAUCGUGACUAGAUCAGCAAUUAUCUGAUAGAGAUCUUUAGUUUGUCGAAGAGUCUUAACGGCUCUAUUCAUUUGGAGACCGGUGAAGUGACAUGUCAUGGAGUCAUUCCGCACGAGAGUUUAAAGACUGUAGUGUUAAUUAUUACAAAUAUGAGUCCAGUGUUCACAAUACAAAAAAUACCCCUAGGGAACAACAUGGGCCCGGGGGUGGGCGAGACCCAUCGGCCGAGCUGGUUCAGGAGCGCCCUUGCGCGCAUGACGCGCGCCAUUCGCCGCCGCCUCAGCCGCGAGGACCCCGCCACGCCGCCCGACUUGUUCCUUGACAAGUACGCGGCCACGGAGUUCCACGACCCACAGGAGCCCAUGUACGAGGCCAAGAGGUCCAAGAUCCUUUGCGGAAUAAAGCUGGUCUUCGAUCCGACGCAGCCGGGACAUUACCAUUGGCUAGCCGUGGUCUCUCUCGCGAUCCUAUACAACGUGGUGUUCGUGAUCGGGCGCGCCGUGUUCUGGGAGUUGGACACCGUCACAGUCGGCUGGUUCGUGCUGGACUACAUCUGCGACGCCAUCUAUCUCGUCGACACCGUCGUUCACGUGCAUGAAGGGUAUCUUGAACACGGUCUCAUGGUAAAGGAAGCCACGAGACUUAGGAAGCAUUAUCUCAAGACAGACUCUUGGCGAUAUGACCUAAUAUCUUUGCUGCCCACGGACAUUGCCUACUACUGGUGGAAACCUCAGAGCUGUGACUAUGACCGUUUACCGUGCCCUGUUAUUGUGCGAAUGAAUCGACUGUUUCGCCUUCCUCGGAUGUGGGAGUGGUUCGACCGCACCGAGACGGCCACCAGCUACCCAAACGCUUUCAGAAUCUGCAAGGUCGUGAUGGCCAUUCUAGUUCUCAUUCACUGGAAUGCAUGCCUUUAUUUCGCGAUAAGCUAUGCAAUUGGAUUCGGGACCGACAAUUGGGUAUAUAACAUUACAGGUGGACGAAACGAAACGUUAGCUCAUCAAUACAUUUACAGCUUUUAUUGGUCGACCCUAACACUCACUACCAUAGGAGAAACGCCCCAGCCCGAAAUCGACCCAGAAUACUUAUUUGUUGUGGCGGACUUCCUUGCCGGCGUCCUAAUUUUUGCUACAAUCGUAGGUAACAUCGGCUCUAUGAUAUCGAACAUGAACGUGGCUCGGGUCGAAUUUCAAAAUAAAAUGGACGGCGUAAAACAGUACAUGGCAUUCAGAAAAGUGAGCGGGGAACUCGAGGCGAGAGUUAUCAGAUGGUUUGCGUACACCUGGGCUCAGAGCGGCGCGCUGGACGAAGAGAACGUCCUGUCCUCAUUACCUGAUAAACUUAAAGCCGAAAUUGCUAUACGCGUUCACUUGGAGACUCUGCGGAAAGUGCAAAUAUUUCAAGAUUGCGAGCCCGGUCUUCUUGAAGCACUUGUGUUAAAGCUACGACUUCAAGUAUUUAGCCCUGGAGAUUACAUUUGCCGCAAAGGAGAUGUUGGAAAAGAGAUGUACAUUGUUAAACGGGGCCGUCUGCAGGUAGUGGCAGAUGAUGGUAAAACUGUGCUUGCCGUUUUGAGUGCCGGAUCUGUGUUUGGAGAAGUGAGCGUUUUGGACAUCGUGGGCAAUCGCACCGGCAAUCGUAGGACCGCCAAUGUACGAGCACUGGGCUAUUCCGACUUAUUUUGUUUGGGAAAAAGAGAUCUUUGGGAAGCCUUGGCUGACUAUCCCGAUGCUCGAACUACCUUAACUGAACGUGGAUGUCAACUUUUACGCAAGGAUGGUCUACUUGACGAGCAAGUUUUCCAAAAAGCGCAAAAUACUCAAUUGAGCCUAGAAGAAACUGUCAGCCAACUGGAGACUACAGUGGACAUACUCAAUAACCGACUAGAGGGCUUGUUGACUGACAUUGGAGAAGAACAGGCUAAAAUUAAACAAAAGCUCAUUCAGAUCGAAAUGAGGGUCGUAGAUACUGAAGGUGAGGUUAUUACCGACGAUGAGGAUAGGACUUCGUCCGAUGGGUCUGAAAUAAUAAGCGAGAUCGCUCGGAUGUCGGAAAGUUACGAGUGCAGCGAGUUGGGGCUGAGCAUGUCUCCGAGCACGUCCACGGUGUUCCUGGAGAAGCCCAUCGCGGGCCGGGAGCGCGGCCACUCGCUCUGCGUGGAGAGGACGCCCAGCCUCAGCCACCUUGCCGCCCAACCGCGGAGUAAAUCACUCCGCAUUAAAAAACCGCCCAAAGACUACUCUCACUAAAAGCCAAAAAGGGUAAUGAUUCAAAAAUUCCGUGAUGUAUUAUUUAAAAACC
Cydia amplana is the source of this 2837-nucleotide messenger RNA. RefSeq names its product cyclic nucleotide-gated cation channel subunit A-like. The transcript is spliced from 8 exons. The coding region runs from base 686 to 2785 and encodes 699 amino acids. The record is from RefSeq and is a predicted model, not a curated record. Lineage: Eukaryota; Metazoa; Arthropoda; Insecta; Lepidoptera; Tortricidae. Gene Ontology annotation, molecular function: intracellularly cGMP-activated cation channel activity; protein-containing complex binding; intracellularly cAMP-activated cation channel activity. Gene Ontology annotation, cellular component: intracellular cyclic nucleotide activated cation channel complex; plasma membrane. Gene Ontology annotation, biological process: monoatomic cation transmembrane transport.